GAGACCAUGUCCAAUGCUGUUUUUUCGUAACUUUCUAUUGAAAUACUUUUUACAAUCAUAAAGAAUAUCACCCCUUCUUCUGCCCGCCGUUUAUCUCCGCUGUCUUACCGCUCACACGCCUGAUAUAAAUGAAAUGCAACUUCAGAACAGAAUUAAGCAAUUAAAGGUGCAAAAAGGAUAUAAAGAAAACAGACCUAUGUAUCGAAACGGGUUUUUUUCCCUGCGCACCCGAGCUUCAUACUUCCAAGCAGAGUACAAAUUAUCUACCUUGCCCAUUUGCUUUGCCCGACUGAGGCCGAUAUGCGCGUGCGAAUUCGAAACUUCCGAACGUGCCCGUGUUUCGUUCCGUUCCGCCACGCCACGCCCUCGGCCAAAUGCGCGCAGGAACAAAGCUUCAUUUGCCCGGCAAAGCUUUGAGCGUCUCCCCGCGGCAUUUCGCCGCGCCCCCACGAACAUCCGAACUCUCGGCAACCAAUAGAAGUGCGGCUCCUCGCACGAGACCGCUCUCGCUGUCUCACCCGCGCACCGCCUCGAUCGAUCAGACAAUGGCAGCGGCGGCGUGGGAGCAGAGGACGCCCUUCAGUCUCUGCCACGCCUGCGCAGUGGGUUCUGCUGAUGCCGUGCCUAGUCAGCCGGCUUUGCCAGUACCGGUAGCUGCUGCAAAGAUUUGGCCUCCUAACGCCGCUAGGAUGUCAGAAAGCUGGAAAAGGAGGAUAAAAGCAGCAGCCAUGAAAACAUCUCUCCGCAAAGUUGGCUGGUGGAGGAACAUGCCUCCUGACCCAGCAGGAGCCAUCUCUGCCUAAAGAGAAGAACAAGGAUGCUCCAGUGAAGCUGAGGUAAAGAUGGCUGAUCCUUGGGAAGAAUGCAUGAACUACGCAGUUGCUUUAGCAAGAAAAGCUGGAGAGAUAAUCCGGGAGGCAUUGACAGAGGAUGUAACUGUUAUGAUUAAAAGUUCUCCAGCAGAUCUAGUCACAGUCACUGAUCAAAAAGUGGAAAAUAUGAUUAUAUCUUCUAUAAAAGAAAAGUAUCCAUCUCACAGCUUUAUUGGAGAAGAAUCUGUUGCAGCUGGUGCAGGAAGUAUUUUGACAGAUAAUCCCACUUGGAUUAUUGACCCUAUAGAUGGAACAACUAACUUUGUGCAUAGGUUUCCCUUCGUAGCAGUUUCAAUUGGCUUUGUAGUAAAGAAACAGAUGGAAUUUGGAAUUGUGUAUAGCUGCGUGGAAGACAAGAUGUAUACUGGCCGAAAAGGAAAAGGAGCCUUUUGCAAUGGGCAAAAGCUCCAAGUGUCAAAACAACAAGAUAUUACAAAAGCACUCUUAGUAUCAGAAUUGGGAUCCAACCGUGAUCCAGAAGUUUUAAAAACAGUUCUUUCUAACAUGCAAAGGCUCCUUAGUAUUCCUAUUCAUGGAAUUAGAGCAGUUGGGACAGCAGCUAUUAAUAUGUGCCUGGUGGCAACAGGAGGAGCCGAUGCCUAUUACGAGAUGGGGAUUCACUGCUGGGAUAUGGCAGGAGCUGGGAUUAUCCUUCUUGAAGCAGGAGGAGUGUUGCUCGAUGUCUCAGGAGGACCAUUUGAUUUGAUGUCAAGAAGGAUAAUCGCUGCAAAUAGUCAAGCGAUAGCAGAGCAGAUAGCAAAAGAGAUUCAGAUCAUUCCUUUGCAAAGGGAUGAUGCAUUGAAUUAAAUAUCCUAUCACAUGGCCUAUAUUUCAGAAAGAACUUUUCUUUGAAGCUCAUCCAUGUACAUGUCUUAAGUUUAGAAAUAUAUUAAUGAUAAGUUGAUUUAUAUUGUAAAAUGUAAAUUGUUUAAUAUGUGAGGUCAUAAUUUGUUUGAAAUAAAGAUCAGUUUUAUGUAGAAUUGUUAUAAAUUAUCUUUUUGAAUGUUUUUCCCCUCUUCCUUCAGCUUUUCAGAAAUGUAUACGCUCCAGCUUCUAUCGAGCAGUUUAUCAAUCUUUAAAAAUCACAUUUUCAUUACAGUGGUUUUCUUAAACUAUUCCUGAAACUUUUCCAUCUUGUCCCAUCUUGUAAAUAUAAUUGCUGGAAGCAGCACUACCAUUGUACAAUAUGCACUGUUGCCUUUUUUUUAAAAAAUCAAAUAUUAGUUUUAGACAGUGCAAAAAAAGAUUUACAAAAUAGCAAGACAAGAAUGUAUGAGAAAGAAGAAGGGAAGAGAUGGAUAGCCUUCCUUAUUUUCAUUUUAAAAACAGUGUAUUUUCUUUACUUGAUUCAUUAAAUCAGUUCCUCAAAAUGCAUGAGACUAUACUGGCUACUCCUAGUUAAGUCAGCCAGUAGAGGGCCUCAUUUCCUCCAUUUCACAUACUUCUCUUUCCUUUCCUGAUGAACUAAUACAGUUGUCCUAUUUAUAAUAUACACGAAGCAGCAUUUCUCACCCUUGGCAGUUUGAAGAUGUGUGGACUUCAGCUCC
Molecule: messenger RNA, 2419 nt
Organism: Python bivittatus (Burmese python)
Lineage: Eukaryota; Metazoa; Chordata; Lepidosauria; Squamata; Pythonidae
Gene: IMPA1
Product: inositol monophosphatase 1
Biological process (GO): inositol metabolic process; signal transduction; phosphatidylinositol phosphate biosynthetic process
Molecular function (GO): inositol monophosphate 1-phosphatase activity
Source: RefSeq, a predicted model, not a curated record